AGGGCCGACGCGCAGCCAAUCCCUCGCGGGGCACCUGGGCCGGAGCCUGGGACAGAUUCGCCCGCAAAGGGUGUUCGGGCGGCUGGGGUGACACAAGUUCAUCGCUGUCCCGAGGAACAGGGUUCUUGUCCCUUUCUGUAGAGCCUUGGUGGCAUCCCUUCACCUGGCCUUGCCGACAGCCGAGGGUGACUUCCUGCGCCCUGCCCCGCUCGCUCGGCGGUUCUUGGGAGCCCAGCCAGCCGCCCUGUGACCGCGCCGCGCUGCUCACCCUCUUGUUCAUCGGGGGUCAUUUCCAGAGUCUGUCUUGUAAAUGUUUAGCAUUGUGCAGCGUUGCUGCUUUUUUCUGGGGACUGUUGCAGCGCUUGCCGAGGCCGGCGGAGAGGGGCAGCUGAGCCCAGAGAAGAGCGAAGUAUGGGGCCCCGGGCUGAAAGCGGACGUCGUCCUGCCCGCCCGCUACUUCUACAUUCAGGCGGUGGACGCGGCAGGGAGGAGGUUCACAUCCUCUCCAGGUGAAAAGGUGUUCCAGGUUAAAAUCUCAGCACCAGAUGAGCAGUUCACUCGCGUUGGAGUCCAGGUUUUAGACCGAAAGGAUGGGUCCUUCAUAGUGAGAUACAGAAUGUAUGCAAGCUACAAAAAUCUGAAGGUAGAAGUUAAAUUCCAAGGUCAGCAUGUGGCUAACUCUCCAUAUAUUUUAAGAGCACUUUGA
Octodon degus (degu) is the source of this 706-nucleotide messenger RNA. RefSeq names its product KDEL motif-containing protein 1-like. Lineage: Eukaryota; Metazoa; Chordata; Mammalia; Rodentia; Octodontidae. The record is from RefSeq and is a predicted model, not a curated record. The transcript is spliced from 3 exons. Gene Ontology annotation, molecular function: protein binding. Bases 311 to 706 code for a protein of 131 amino acids.